Messenger RNA from Haliotis rubra (blacklip abalone), 3806 nucleotides. Its product is annotated as P protein-like. Gene Ontology annotation, cellular component: membrane. Lineage: Eukaryota; Metazoa; Mollusca; Gastropoda; Lepetellida; Haliotidae. Gene Ontology annotation, biological process: transmembrane transport. The record is from RefSeq and is a predicted model, not a curated record.
ACGCUACUGAUGGCACACUCUGGGUGAUAACAGCUAUUAUCACCACAUGACAUAAACAUUAUUAGUCGCGCCCCGUGGGAUGUAGGGAAGCAUUCUUUGUCAAAAGGAUUCGAUGAUCUAGCACCAGCAUCAACUGUCACGUCAUGCCUCGCGCCAAGCGCUCCGCCAGCAUCGACGGCAUCAGAAUCAACCCUCACGUAACGUUCCGAAGCAAGUCGUCGAAUGGAAGGGCGUCGUCGUCGGAGGUGUUGGUGCAGAAGGGGAACCUGACGCCGCAAUCCUCAGUAGAGACUUCGUUGUCAGAGACGUCGCCACUUCUGCCCGACACAGUGACGAUAAGGCUGGGAAACGGGACUGUGAGGGAGUCGGAGAAACAGCUGCUGGAGGAAGAGCUAGACGACGACGUCUUCACGCCUUCAAAGCCGUUAACGAAGAAGGCCGUCUUCCAUCACAUCAAGGUCGCCGUCAUCCUUGUCCUCACUGUGGUGUGCAGUUUCUACAUCGCCGUGAACCACGAAACAGAGAAGGAGUGGCGUCAGUUUAGCGUGGAGCCGCUACAAAGAAAAGAGCUUGAGUUUGGGGAUGCGAGUGCCUCGUACCCCGUCGUCAGGGUGUCGCUUCAGGGACCCUUCCUGGAAGAGGAGGACGCUGAGGCGGAAGCGGAGGGGACGGGCGGGGUGGAGUCGACGGAGCCGAUGCAACUCCAACUAGAUAAUCAAACGUGGACGCUGCACGUGAAUGCCACCCAGAUCCAGGGCGGAGUCCCCGUGACACUGAACCACAUCUUCACAUGCCACAGUUUUCUUAGACCAUGUUCCGUGGACGUCAACAGCAGCUCAGACGCCACCAUCUCCUUCUUCUACUCCUACCAUCCUGUCGCCUCUGACCACGAGAACAACGUCAUCUACGCACUGGUCGUCCUCAUCCUCGUCUACGUCCUCAUCAUCCUAGAGCUGGUCCACAGAACCCUGGCCGCACUGCUUGGCUCCCUGGCCGCCGUGGCGGUGUUGGCUGCGCUCAAUGAACGCCCUACGAUGGAAACGAUUGUUAGCUGGAUAGACCGGGAGACUCUCGCCCUCCUGUUCGGCAUGAUGAUCCUCGUCGCCAUCUUCUCCGAGACGGGAUUCUUCGACUACUCGGCGCUGAAGGCUUACCAGCUUGCUAAGGGGAAGAUAUGGCCGCUCAUCACGCUGUUGUGCAUCUUUAGCGGUGUCGUCUCCGCUUUCCUCGACAACGUCACCACUAUACUUCUUCUUGCACCUGUCACCAUCAGACUAUGCGAGGUCCUCAACCUUGACCCGAAGCAGAUUCUCAUGGCGGAGGUACUGUUCUCGAAUAUCGGCGGGACGGCGACAGCAAUAGGCGACCCUCCUAACGUCAUCAUCGUGGGUGCUACAGCGAGUCAGGGUAUCACGUUCUCUGUUUUCACGAUGCACGCCGCGUUUGGCAUCAUUUUCGUCUCCGUCUUUGGCUACGGUUUUCUCCGCGUCUACUACCGCAAUAUCGAGAACCUCAAAAACCAGGAACCGCCCGAUGUCAUAGAACUGCGGCGUGAGAUCGAGCUGUGGCAGAAGACAGCGUUCCGUGUAGGGAUGCUGACGAGGGAGGAGAGUAUUGUGAAGGCCCUGAUACUGCAGAAGACGGCGGAGUUGGAGACCACGCUCAGCAGAACUCUCCUUAAACGGAGGUGGGAAUCCGACAUCACCAUCACCGACAUAAACAACGCAAGACGAAGAACAAGACUUCCUGUCCACGUAUCACGAUUUAAAGAAAAAGUACCGGAUUACCAACUUUCCCUCCUCAUCAAGAGCGGGUGUGUGCUGUUCGCCGUGGUGCUGCUUCUGUUUCUGCACUCAUUCAUACCCGCCUUGCACGUAGGCCUAGGUUGGAUUGCGAUCCUGGGGGCGCUGUGGCUGCUUGUCCUCGCCGACAUCUCAGACAUGGAGUCCAUCCUGCACAAAGUGGAGUGGUCCACUCUUCUCUUCUUCGCCGCGCUCUUCACGCUCAUGGAGGCAUUAGCAGAACUGGACCUCAUACAUACGAUCGGGACGGCCAUGAGUGACGUCAUCAAAUCCGUAGACGAGUCCAGGCUGUUGGCGGCUCUUGUCAUUAUCAUCUGGGUGUCUGCAUUGGCCUCCAGCUUCAUCGACAACAUUCCCUACACCACCGCCAUGGUACCGGUGUUGCAGCAGCUGAGUGAGGACAAAGAACUCAAUCUGCAGUUAGUUCCCCUGAUGCUGGCUUUGGCGUUCGGCGCAUGUCUGGGAGGCAACGGGACUCUUAUCGGAGCUUCUGCCAACGUGGUAUGUGCCGGCAUAGCAGAGCAGCACGGGUACGGCAUUUCCUUCAGAGAGUUUUUCAAAGUUGGAUUUCCAAUGAUGCUCGUUACUGUUGCCGUAGCAACAGUGUACAUGAUCGUCUGUCAUGUGUGGAUUGGCUGGAACACAUAGAUGUACACAGAUGUUCUGGUUUAGAUUGGAUGCUAAAUUUACUGCUGAACUUUGACGGCAGAGCUUGCCAGUCUAUUCCAAGAUGCCUGGGGUGAGUGGCCUGUACCACAACUAUCCACUUGGAAUCGGGAGCGGCUACUCUAGCUGGGACUGUACCACAGCUAUCCACUAGGACCUGGGAACGGCAUUCGAAAUAGCUACUGGCCCGCUAGCCAAAAUGCUGGCUGAUUGUGAAUCGGGCCAGUAAUAUAUCGUUAAAGUUAUCCAGACUGGCUAGCUGAAAAUCUCAGAUAAUUUGUUGUUUAUUUAAUGCACAUGAACAUGAUGAAGCCAAGUAUUAAGGUGUUAAAAGUCCGUCCGCAAAAGUUUCGUGAUAUUUAUUCUCUUGUCACACGAAGAUCGCUAUAUAAAAGAUGUUAAUAGCGUUGCGCAAAAGAGGUUAGGAGCCAUAACAAUACAAAUGUAACGUUUCACUUGAUUGGCCAAGGCUCUACUAGUAUCCAAUCAGCUUCGCUGUUGUCAAUUACCAAACAUCACACCAAUUCUGGCCGAUUUCCAUUUUGAUAUUGAUAUUUUGCUGGGCAGGUGAAGUAUGAUGUGGGCUAGCAACAUUUAACUAGCCCUCCUGGCCAGUGACUUUUCAAAAUUAUUCAUACACUGCUUGGGAGUGGCUACUGUAGCCUGACUGUACCAUAGCUAUCGACUAGGAUUUGUGUAGCUCUGUGUACUUUUUUACGGUGUGGGGGAUCAGCAGCUUCUGUAAAGGUGGAUGUAACUGUCUGGAAUCAUGAUACUAGGUGGGCAUGACCACGCUAUGUGCAUUCUUCCAGAGACCAGUGUUGUUCCACAUGAACUUUGUUAAUAUUACUAAGCACUUCCUUUGUUGACCUGGAACUUGCAUGAGCUACCACUCUUCCAGAAAGAUGACAGAGGAAUUCCGUCCCAGUUUGUAGGCUGGGUGCUCACCGUGCAUUACUGUGUUCUACAGGUCAUGCAGGAUGCUGUCAGGAUUUGGGUUGACCACCAUGUCUGUACUUCAACAAUACUGAAACCAAGACUAGAUACCAUAUAUUUUGCCUGCACCUCAGUUUGUACAUGAAGCACGGUAUGAAGAUCCACAUUCAGCCCUCAUCAAUCAGCUCUCUGUGCAUGAUUAGGGAAUUCAAAUGAUCGUUUCUUUCCACAUCAUAUCUGAUAUUUGAUACACCUUUAAUUAGUCAUGAUAUGAGCAUUACAUGAUGUCUCACUUGUUUUAGUUCAUGUUCAUAUUUAUUCAUAAAUGACAUGUACCACCAUCAGCAUCCAUAGUUCAUCAUCAGACAACUGAUCAACUGAAAUAAAAUAUCAUCGCUCUCA